This is a messenger RNA of Coregonus clupeaformis (lake whitefish), 1908 nucleotides long. RefSeq names its product zinc finger protein OZF. Bases 472 to 1731 code for a protein of 419 amino acids. NCBI's taxonomy places the organism in Eukaryota, Metazoa, Chordata, Actinopteri, Salmoniformes, Salmonidae. The record is from RefSeq and is a predicted model, not a curated record. Gene Ontology annotation, biological process: regulation of transcription by RNA polymerase II. The transcript has 2 exons. Gene Ontology annotation, molecular function: RNA polymerase II cis-regulatory region sequence-specific DNA binding; DNA-binding transcription factor activity.
GUCCUUUCAAAUUCAAAUCCAAAUGUUUCAGUUGGACAGUUAGGUUCCUGCAAGAACCCCCACCAACUAAUGAGGUUCCUCGAUUAACCCCACCUUCUAUGGGGUUCUUGGAAGAUCCUUUUGGAGGCAAUUUUCAGUGCCAAGAACCCUAAGGUUCUUCAAAGAACUUUGAGGAUCUUAGAAGAACCCUUGUUGAUCCCCUAAUUUUUUAGAGUGUAGAGAUUUAUUUUAUUUUAUAAAUACAGGAUUAGGUAACAUAAUAAAGUGGUGUAGGUAGGCCGUGACCGGCCUCACACUCCAGUACAGUAAGAGGCGGUGUGUGCCCCUUUCCAGUUGGUUGCGAUCCGCCAAACAAAUUUAAAGAAGAAUAACGUAAUUUCCUGUUUCUUAAACACAGACCCGUAGUUAUAUAGUGACAGUUGAACAGCAAAAUAACAAUACAUUCUCCUACCUAUCCCUUUCCUCCCCAAAAUGUCUAAACUUCAGCAGCUCAAUGUGUUUCUCAACGAAAAAUUAACAGCAGUUCCUUUGGAGAUAUCUGUGGUAGUUCAAAAAACGAUCGCAGAGUACCAGGAAGAAAUAUCUCGUUUGGAACGGGCGAAUUCACGUCUACGAAGACUGCUGGAUUUGGUUUUCAAACCAGAGAUAAAGUUGCAUAGAUUAGCAGACCUCCAGCAGCUCACUGUCUCUGAAGAGGAUGUUAACUCAGAGCAGCAGCACUGUGAGCAGGAGUGGAGCCCCGGUCUGGGGCCGGUGGAGUCUGAUGCCGAGGAGUCUAUGUGGAACUCUUUCAACAUCGUAACGGUAGAGAACCAAACAGAAUUGGAUGGCGAGAGCUACAGAGAAUCUGAUGGCGAGAGCAACAGAGAAUCAGAAUCAACCAGUGACUAUCAACCCCCCUCUGAAGUAAAUCCAGAAAGUGACAAUGGUGAAAGUAAUAGCGGAAAAGUGGAUGGAGUGGAGAGUAGAAUAUCACUGUCAGGGUUAAAGCCUCUUAAACCAAAGCGAGGAAGAGGACGGCCAAUGAAAGAAACCAGUGAGUUGUCAGAUCUGAAGUGUGAUAUGUGCGUGAAAUGCUUUGCGACAGCAAGUGGUCUGAAAAGGCAUCAGCAACUCAAGCACAGCGAAGAGAGACCAUACAUGUGCGAUACAUGUGGGCAAUGUUUCGCCUUGAACCGCUACCUGAUCAGGCACAUGAAGAUUCACACAGUGGAGAGACAACAUUGCUGCACAGAAUGUGGCAAACAUUUCUUUCACAAGGAAAGCCUGAAAAAUCAUAUGGUUAAUCUUCAUAUGGGGCUGGUUUUUAAAUGUGAUUUGUGUGGGAAAUGCUUGUCGACAAAAGGUCGUCUGAAACUGCAUAGGCAAAAUCACACUGGGGAGAAAUCACAUCCGUGCAAAGAAUGUGACAAGGCAUUCUACUGCGAGUCAGACCUGAUAAAGCAUACGAGGACUCACACUGGGGAGAAACCAUUUCAGUGCAAAGAAUGUGGCAAAUGCUUCGGCGAGAAGGGAAGCCUGACAAAGCAUAUGAUGACUCACACACAGGAGAAACCACAUCGCUGCAACGAAUGUGGCAGAUGCUUCAAUCUAAAGGGAAACCUGACAGUGCAUAUGAGGACUCAUACGGGGGAAGGAGUUCAAUGUCAUUUGUGUGGAACUUACUUGAAAUUAGCAGCAAGUCUGAAGAGGCAUCUGCGAACUCACAGAAUAAAUAUUCACAAUGACUGAGAACACAUAACAAUGGACGUUGUGUAAAAUGUGUUGGAAGGUAGAAACAAUAUCAAGGUCACUGCUCUGGGUUAAAGGUACAGUCUGCAAUCUGGGAACCUGUUAAAUUGUCAUUUUUAAGGGACGUUAUCAAAUUCAAAAUCAAAUGUAUUUAUAAAGCCCUUUUUACAAACGUUA